Messenger RNA from Tarenaya hassleriana, 508 nucleotides. Its product is annotated as DEAD-box ATP-dependent RNA helicase 56-like. The record is from RefSeq and is a predicted model, not a curated record. The annotation marks the transcript as partial. Gene Ontology annotation, molecular function: nucleic acid binding; ATP binding; RNA helicase activity. The transcript is spliced from 5 exons. Lineage: Eukaryota; Viridiplantae; Streptophyta; Magnoliopsida; Brassicales; Cleomaceae.
GAUACGCUCCUCUUAUCCCUUGUGCUACAGACUCGGAGAUUUCCAAACCCUAACCCUAGCCUUAGAUUUCCAGAUCCAUCGUCGCUCAGUUCUUAGUAUGGGAGACACUAGAGACAACGAAGCCUACGAGGAGGAACUUUUGGACUACGAGGAAGAAGACGAGAAAGUCCCCGAUUCUGCUGGAAACAAAGCCAAUGGCGAGAAUGGCAAAAAAGGUUAUGUGGGAAUACACAGUUCAGGAUUCAGAGACUUCCUUUUAAAACCUGAGCUUCUCCGAGCUAUUGUUGACUCAGGGUUUGAACAUCCUUCUGAAGUGCAACAUGAAUGCAUCCCUCAAGCUAUCCUGGGAAUGGAUGUUAUUUGUCAAGCUAAAUCUGGUAUGGGAAAGACUGCGGUAUUUGUUCUCUCUACUCUUCAGCAGAUAGAACCAUCCCCUGGUCAGGUUGCUGCCCUUGUUCUGUGUCAUACGAGGGAGUUAGCUUACCAGAUCUGCCAUGAGUUUGAGCGG